Molecule: messenger RNA, 563 nt
Organism: Rhinolophus ferrumequinum (greater horseshoe bat)
Lineage: Eukaryota; Metazoa; Chordata; Mammalia; Chiroptera; Rhinolophidae
Product: cytochrome c oxidase subunit 5A, mitochondrial-like
Exons: 1
Coding region: 32-490 (152 amino acids)
Biological process (GO): mitochondrial electron transport, cytochrome c to oxygen
Cellular component (GO): mitochondrial inner membrane
Source: RefSeq, a predicted model, not a curated record
CAGCUUCUGCCUGCGCGCCGCCAUCGCAGUCAUGCUGGCCGCCGCUCUCCGCCACUGCGUCGUAGCCGCAGCUGCAGCCGCCUGGGCCAGCCCAAGUGGCCUCCCACACCCCUCUCUGGCCCCCCGCUCCGCCGCCGCGCUCCAGUCAGUUCGCUGCUACUCCCAUGGGUCACAGGAGACAGAUGAGGAGUUUGAUGCUCGCUGGGUAACAUACUUCAACAAGCCAGAUAUUGAUGCCUGGGAAUUGCGUAAAGGGAUGAACACACUUGUUGGCUAUGAUCUGGUUCCAGAACCCAAAAUCAUUGAUACUGCUUUGCAGGCAUGCAGACGGUUAAAUGAUUUUGCUAGUGCUGUUCGCAUCCUAGAGGUUGUUAAGGACAAAGCAGGACCUCAUAAGGAAAUCUACCCUUAUGUCAUCCAGGAACUUAGACCAACUUUAAAUGAACUGGGAAUCUCCACUCCAGAGGAACUGGGCCUUGACAAAGUGUAAACCCCACGGCUGAGCUUCCCAAGGAUUUACUGCUAAUGCUACUUGAUGUAAAAUAUCACCUGGAAAUACUGAU